UUUUCUAUUUAGGUUUUAUACAUGAAUUAAACUAGUUGUUAGGCUUAAAGUUUUAAAAAUUUGUAGCAUAAAUUAAGCAAAAUGCAGAGCAUAGGAUGGACGCUGAUCAUGAAACGCGGCUGCUUGUGCCGGAAGGAGACGCUGAACAUCAAUGGAUCCCGUUACACGAUCCGCGAAAGGCUAGCCCAAGGGGGCUUCAGUCUCAUCGACCUUGGGGAAAACGCGUCCACGCGCCGGAGCUAUGCGAUAAAGCGCAUCACCUGCCACAGCAUCGACGACCAGAACAUAGCCCUGCGGGAAAUCGAAAACUGCCGGAAAAUCGACUCAGAGAACGUCAUACGAGUGGUGGACUACGAGCUAAAGGGCCAGGCGGACAUUGUGAUCAACACAACUAGCACCUUGUACAUCGUGCUGCCCUACUACAAGCAUGGAGCUCUGGCGGAUCACUUGCUGGCACGGGCGCGGAAACAGGACCACAUGCCCGAGGCGCAGAUCCUGCAGAUCUUCCUGGGCGUCUGCGAGGGACUGAAGGCCAUCCACGAGGCAAAGCCGGUGCCGCUGGCCCACCGGGAUCUAAAAACUGCCAACAUCUGUCUCUCGGACUCGUUCGAGCCCAUCAUCGUGGAUCUGGGCUCCAUGACGGAGGCGCGGCUGCAGAUAGUGGGCCAAUCGGAUGCCCAGCGGCUGCAGGACGAAGCGGAGGAGAGAAGCUCUAUUGUUUACAGGGCUCCUGAGCUAUUUACCGUGAAAUCAUACUGCACCAUCGACGAGAGAACGGAUAUUUGGAGUCUUGGAUGUGUGCUGUAUGCAAUGUGCUACUUCAGCUCACCCUUUGAUCCCAUUUACGAGCGAGGCGACAGCGUGGCUUUGGCCGUGCUCAGCGGCAAUGUAAACAUUCCAGAAGAUUCCAUAUACACAGACGACAUGCACGAAUUAAUCAACUACAUGCUACGUACCGAUCCCAUGGAACGACCGUUCAUCUUCAGUGUCAUCGAACGCACCCACGAUCUGAUACAAAAGCUUGAGGGUCGCUUGUAGCUCCCUCUCACUGGAUUCCAACUCGUCUAAACGCAUUUCAUUAAGCCAGAUACACCGCUAACUGUUUUUUGACUAUGUAUUAUUGUAACAUAAUUGUAAACCUGCUGCGAUUUUGCAAACUAAUGUCUAA
Molecule: messenger RNA, 1168 nt
Organism: Drosophila kikkawai
Lineage: Eukaryota; Metazoa; Arthropoda; Insecta; Diptera; Drosophilidae
Product: serine/threonine-protein kinase 16
Biological process (GO): protein phosphorylation
Cellular component (GO): cytoplasm; Golgi apparatus
Molecular function (GO): protein serine/threonine kinase activity; ATP binding
Source: RefSeq, a predicted model, not a curated record